This is a messenger RNA of Glycine soja, 1536 nucleotides long. Its product is annotated as aldehyde oxidase GLOX1-like. NCBI's taxonomy places the organism in Eukaryota, Viridiplantae, Streptophyta, Magnoliopsida, Fabales, Fabaceae. Bases 16 to 1536 code for a protein of 506 amino acids. The record is from RefSeq and is a predicted model, not a curated record. The transcript has a single exon.
AUAGGCAUAGUCGCCAUGCACGUGCAGCUCCUCAACAAUGACCGCCUCAUCAUCUACGACCGCACCGACUUCGGCUUCUCCAACCUAACCCUCCCCAACGGCACCUGCCGCCACGACCCCUCCGAAAAGGUCCUCAACCAAACAGACUGCACCGCACACUCCCUCGAAUACGACGUCGCAUCCGACACCUUCCGCCCCCUCUUCGUCCAAACCGACAUCUGGUGCUCCUCCGGCACCACCGUCGCUAACGGCACACUCAUCCAAACCGGCGGCUACAACGACGGCGAACGCAAAAUAAGAUCCUUCACUCCAUGCGAAACGUGUGACUGGCAAGAAACGGAUAAUGCCCUUCUCGUUAAGCGCUGGUACUCCACCGAUCAUUAUUUACCAGACGGACGUCAAAUUAUAAUAGGAGGAAGAAGACAAUUUAAUUACGAGUUUUACCCGAAGAUAAAUUCAGCAGAGUACGAUAAACCCUACGUGUUACCGUUUCUGUUUGAGACUUAUGAUAAGGGCGUGGAGAAUAAUCUCUAUCCGUUUGUGUUUUUAAACGUGGACGGAAAUCUUUUCAUUUUCGCCAACAGCCGUGCGAUUCUGUUUGAUUACCAAAACGACAUCGUUGUCAGAACAUAUCCGGAGAUACCUGGGGGAGACCCUAGGAGUUAUCCUAGUACCGGUUCCGCGGUUUUGCUUCCCUUGAGGAAUUUGGAAGCGCCGAGUGUUGAGGCAGAGGUUUUGAUCUGCGGUGGGGCCCCAAGGGGGGCUUUUCAGCUGGUGCCACAGGGGGUUUUCCUCCAAGCGUUGGAUUCUUGCGCAAGGAUUAUGAUUACAGAUCCGAAUGCCACGUGGACAGUGGAGAGCAUGCCCAUGGGGAGGGUGAUGAGCGACAUGGUGAUGCUCCCCAACGGUGACAUUUUGAUCAUAAACGGAGCUCAAUUAGGAACGGCCGGGUGGGAUAAGGCGAUGGAACCGGUUCUUGAACCAGUUAUUUACAAAACCAACGGUUGGGUUGGGUCCAGGUUUGUUUUGCAAAGCGCCUCGAGUAUUCCUAGGAUGUAUCACUCGACGGCGAUUUUGGUUCGUGAUGGAAGGGUUCUCGUGGGUGGUAGCAACCCUCACGAGAAAUACGAUUUCUCUAACGUGUCUUACCCUACGGACCUGAGUUUGGAGGCGUUUUCUCCUUACUAUUUGGACCCUCAGUUUUCACCCUUGCGUCCGAUGAUUGUAGAGCCUUGUUCUCAUGCUAAUGUCACAUAUGGUGAGAAAUUUAAGAUGGGUAUUGAGGUCAAUGGGACGCUUGUGCCCGAGUUGGUGUCGGUGACUAUGUUGGCGCCGCCGUUUAACACGCACUCUUUUUCCAUGAAUCAGAGGUUGUUGGUGUUGUCGAUUGGCCAAGUUAAUGUUACCGGAAAUUGGACUUGUGAAUUUGAGGUGACUCCGCCCGGUUCGGCUGUCCUUGCACCUCCCACGUUUUAUCUGUUAUUUGUGGUUCAUCAAGACAUUCCCAGCGAAGGAAUUUGGAUCAAGAUUCAAUGA